GGAUCGUCUUCAAAAGGAACAAAACAAAAAAAAUAGUUGGACCAUCAUUCAAUCAAGGUCUUUAUAUGAACACAGUUUUAUUUAUCUGUGAUUGACCUAAAUCUCUGUUCCCAAAAUAGUCGAUCAUAGUUCCUUGUUUAUAUCUUGUGUGAUAUCAAUUUACCUGUUCUCUUAUGUCGGCAAUAAGUUUUCUAUUUAAUCAUUUAAUUUCGGAUGUAUUGCGGAAUUAUGUAAACAACAACCUGAUCUUGCUUAUGAGCAAUAAAACAUGUAUUAUUCUAAAUAGGUUUUGUAUUUGAAGUGAGUUGUUUUGUUUUUAAAUGACAUAGCAACGCCGUUUUUCAUUUUAAUAUUUGUUGUGGCUUUCGCGCUCAUCUGCUAGUAAAUAAAAUGGUUUCUGAGAUACUGCCGCUUGAAAAAUGAUUAGUGACAUAGUCAAAAAAGAUUCGGCUGAAAUACAACAAUAUUUGUAAUGGGGUCGUUUUGGAGUGAAGAAAAAAAUGAAGAAGAAUUCAGCCCUCCUCAACAGCAAAAUGACUGGGUUAUUGAAGCUCAAAGGUUCAGAAACCCUGGCGUUUCUAUUUUGAAAGAAAUUUUAAAAAACAUCAAGCUAGACGAGGAUCUCAUCAGAGAAAACAAUGCAAUUCUCCAUGAGUUCUUGAGAACUUUCAUAUAUAAGUUAAAGGAAGUUGAUGAGUUGUUUGACCUUUUAUUCAGCGAGUUUCGUUACUUUGGCAGCUUUUACUCGGAUCUUCGAGUUUCCACGCCUGAUGAAUUCGAUAUCAAUAUGGUUUUCAGGCUGCCUGUCAAGGAUUCACAAUUUGAAGCACCAAGCUAUGUUAAAUACUACCUGAAACACAAUUCGAUUGCCUUCGAGAGAUAUCCUAAACUUGCCAAAACUUUCUUUGAUGAUGGAUAUUUAAUUCCCCAAAAAGUACGACAGUGGCUUCAAAGUGUUGUUGACAAAGCACUGAGAACAUACAUUCCACCAAGAUCGUGUACACAGGUGCGUACAAGACAAGCAGGACCCGCCAGGACUAUUAUAUUGUACAAAAGAGAUGGCACAAUAAUUGAUAUUGAUCUAGUUCCAGUUAUUGAAUGUACUCUUUUCUUGCCUCGAUCAAGUCUUGAUGGCAGGGUGGAAUCCGAAGUCGGAAACAAUUUGGAUGCAUUUCUUGUACCGAAACCUUAUUCGAGUUUCGGUAGACAGAGACCGAUAAACGAAAGGGAAGCGAGUCGUUUGUGGCGAUCCCAUUUUCCUGAACCUGAAGACGAUAUUAUUCAUGAUCUAGGUUGUGUAAAACCUGUUAUCAAGCUGUUGAAGCUACUGCGAGAUAAAGAAGACUGGAAAUGUUUGGCCUCUUAUUACUUGAAAACUGUCGUUAUGUGGAUGGUUUUAGAAAUCGAUAACGAAGACUACUGGAGGGAAGAUAAAAUGGAUAAGCGCUUUCUUGAUGCUCUUCAAAAACUGGACAGAGCCGUUGAGCAGAAGAGAAUAACUUACCUCACGUGGUAA
Molecule: messenger RNA, 1516 nt
Organism: Parasteatoda tepidariorum (common house spider)
Lineage: Eukaryota; Metazoa; Arthropoda; Arachnida; Araneae; Theridiidae
Product: cyclic GMP-AMP synthase-like receptor
Source: RefSeq, a predicted model, not a curated record